GUGAUGAGGUUGUGCUUGCGUUUAUCGAUUGUGUUUUUCGGCAUGAGGCGGUCUGGAACCGGCAACAUCCAGAGUACAAAAAUAUUCAUCAUAGAAAUGAUGAGUGGAACGACAUCGCAGCAGAAAUGGACCAACCAAUCGAUGAACUUAAAGAGAAGUGGGCAUCGCUCCAAUCCAUUUACCGGAAGUACCGCUCAAAAUUGAACCGGAGCAUGGUAACUGGAUCUGGAGCUGAUGAAAUUGAUCACCCACGGUGGUUCGCUUUUGCUGCGAUGUCGUUCUUAGACGCAACGACUGAUUGUGGAAAUACCGUUAACACCCUUUCUCAUUUGGAAAUAGAGGUGUUGGACGAGGCCCUCACACCUUCUCCAGGACCGUCGUGUGUGCCGUCACCGCAGCCUGGACCGUCGCGUGUGCCAUCUCCGCGACCUGGACUAUCGCGAGUGCCGUCUCCGCGACCUCAACCAUCGCGAAUGCCGUCUCCGCGAUCAGGACCGUCGCGUGUGCCAUCACCUCGACCUGGACCCUCGCGUGUGCCGUCACCGCAACGUGGACGGUCACAUUAUGCCACACCGCCUCGUCCAUCUACUCCGCCAAAUGUAGCGUCAAGGCGGUUUAAAAGGCGUUAGCAAGAGGUUAAUCUUGCAUACAAUGAGGAGGUGGUUGCAGCUUUGCGGACGGUGGGUGAUGCCUCAAUCAAACUGGCCAGCCAGCUCAAAAACCCAACCGAUACAGUGGAUGGUCAGCUGUCCGGGAUUGCCCACAUCAUUCGAGAUUGGCCGCUCGAAAACCGGAUGCGAUGCCUAAUGCGCAUACGCAUGGUGGUCCAAGAGGAGGAACAGGAGUAUUUCCAGGAAAUUUUCGGAUACCA
Messenger RNA from Anopheles arabiensis, 871 nucleotides. RefSeq lists its product as uncharacterized. NCBI's taxonomy places the organism in Eukaryota, Metazoa, Arthropoda, Insecta, Diptera, Culicidae. The transcript is spliced from 3 exons. The coding region runs from base 126 to 629 and encodes 167 amino acids. The record is from RefSeq and is a predicted model, not a curated record.